Molecule: messenger RNA, 1733 nt
Organism: Entelurus aequoreus (snake pipefish)
Lineage: Eukaryota; Metazoa; Chordata; Actinopteri; Syngnathiformes; Syngnathidae
Product: transcription factor E3-like
Exons: 11
Coding region: 279-1724 (481 amino acids)
Biological process (GO): regulation of transcription by RNA polymerase II
Cellular component (GO): nucleus
Molecular function (GO): DNA-binding transcription factor activity, RNA polymerase II-specific; RNA polymerase II cis-regulatory region sequence-specific DNA binding; protein dimerization activity
Source: RefSeq, a predicted model, not a curated record
GCCUAGAAUCAGCUUCUCGUUAAAAAAUAGACCAUAUGACGGAUAAAACAUGUACAACGAUGUGUAAUUGGCCCUGGUGAUUUAUUACCAGCUCAUUUCUGGUGUUUCCUGAGCAUUUAAGUUGAAGUAAGACAGACGUGAUUGAUUGUGUGUUGCGUUUCUACGCUAGGAGCUUCCUGUGUAUGUUUGUGGCCGCUGGGAAAUCAGAAACACCCCUGAGCUUCUCACGCUAGACGUCCACAAAAUUGUCUCUUGGGAUCCACGGUACCGCCGGGGAAAUGUCUUCUGUCGGUCCCGACCCGAACACCAGCAUGCUGGAGCCCGAGACGGGAGUUUUGCAGCCGCAGACCGUCUUCGUCAUCCUGGACGCGGCGGAAAGUCUUAAUGUGCUGCAGGUGGAAUCCGGCAUCGUGGCCGACAUCGAGGUGGACGCUCUGUUGCCGUCAGACUGCGACGCCUUCUACCAGAUCAAGAGCCAGCCCAUCGGCACCAGCGCCUACCCCUCCUCUUCCUCCUACUCGUCCUCCGUGCCGGCGGCCAUGUCGUCCAGGGUUCUGCUGCGCCAGGAUCUGAUGCGGCAGCAGGCGCUGCAGGAGGAGCAGAAGGAGGCGCAGCAGCUCCUGCGUGUGCCCGCCUUCUCCUCGCCCGUUUGCGUCAGCGUCACCUCCAGCGGACCGCCCGCUCAGGUACCCGUAGAGGUGCUGAAGGUGCAGACCCACCUGGAGAACCCCACCAGGUACCACAUCCAGCAGGCUCAGAAGCAGCAGGUGCGGCAGUACCUCUCCUCCGCCAGCCGCAACCUUUCGACGCCAAGCCCCGACCCCGCCGGCCGCCAUGCGCUCAGCAGCCCCAAGGUGGAGAUGGAAGAGACGAUCAUAGAUGACGUCAUCAGCAUGGAGUCCAGCCUCAAUGACGAUUUCCUGAUGCUGCUCCACUCGCCGCAGCAUGUCGCUACCACGCUGCCCGCGGCGGGAACGGCGCCGGACGUCUACGGGGACAGCGGCGGGAUGGCCACGCCCACGCUCGCCGUGAGCAACAGCUGCCCGGCCGACCUGCUGGCCAUCAAGCAAGAGGUCAACGAGUUGGACACAAAGGUGCUGAUGAAGGAGCGACAGAAGAAGGACAGCCACAACCUGAUCGAGAGGCGGAGACGCUACAACAUCAACGACCGCAUCAAAGAGCUGGGAGCGCUCGUGCCCAAGUCACCCGACCCGGACAGCAGGUGGAACAAAGGGAGCAUCCUGAAGGCGUCGGUGGAUUACAUCCGCAAACUUCAGAAAGAGCAGCAGCGGGCGCGCGACGUGGAGAGUCGACACAAACGCCUGGAAAACGCCAACAGAACCUUGAUGCUCAGGAUACAGGAGUUGGAGCUUCAAGCCCGUCUCCAUGGUGUCCCCUCUUGUUCUUCCUCAUCCUCGUCUCUGGAUGGCGCCCUGGGUGACCCGCGGGCCUUCCUCUCUCUGGCCACCGGUGCCACCGUGCCGCCGUCCUUAGACUCGUUUAGCUUGGCCGGGCUCAGUGAGUCUCAUGGGCUUGCCGACGUCUUCUCUCCGGACCUGAUGAACCACGUCGGGAUGGUGGCGCUCGAUGACCUGGGAGACAUCCUGAUGGAGGACGGUGGGGGCAUGAUGUCGCCCGCGGGUGGCGCCGACCCCAUGCUGUCCUGUGGCGUGUCACGCUGCAGCAGCAGGAGGAGCAGCUUCAGCAUGGAUGACGACCUCUGACCUAUAUCU